Molecule: messenger RNA, 2685 nt
Organism: Penicillium diatomitis
Lineage: Eukaryota; Fungi; Ascomycota; Eurotiomycetes; Eurotiales; Aspergillaceae
Product: putative transmembrane glycoprotein
Exons: 1
Coding region: 1-2685 (894 amino acids)
Cellular component (GO): membrane
Molecular function (GO): calcium ion binding
Source: RefSeq, a predicted model, not a curated record
AUGGCAUCGAUCAUCGUCCUCCUCGUCAGCCUGGCGUUAGCUGCCAUAUCUCAUGCCGCAGCACUGGUCGCCAAUUACCCCAUUAAUUCCCAGCUGCCACCGGUUGCGCGGAUCUCUCAACCGUUUCAAUUUGUCUUUUCAGAAAACACUUUCUCUCACGCUGAUUCAUCGACCAAGUACUCGCUCAAGGACGGUCCAUCAUGGCUUCAUGUCGACAGCGCUAGCCGGACCCUGUCAGGCACGCCUGAUUCACAUGGCAGCGGUGCAGAAUCAUUCGAAUUGGUAGCCUCCACCGGGUCCGACUCGGCUAGCAUGAAUGUGACUUUGAUCGUGACGUCCGACGCAGGCCCGACUAUCGGUACCUCCCUUGUGUCUCAACUGCGGGCGUAUGGUCCUGUGUCUUACCCUGCGACGCUGAAUUUACAUCCCGGACAACCAUUCCAUAUUCAGUUCGACCCUGCCACGUUCCACAAUACUCAUCCUUCCACGAUCUAUUACGGCACCUCACCAAACAAUGCGCCUCUCCCGUCAUGGAUUACUUUCGACGCGGCAUCGCUCAGCUUUGCUGGAAACACACCGUCCUUUCCCGGAUCUGGCCCUCAGUUCUUCACGUUUCAGCUGGUCGCCUCAGAUGUGGCCGGAUACAGCGCAGUGAACCAGACGUUCGAGCUUUCCAUCGGUCCGCAUAUGCUAGCUUUCAACGAGACCGUGCAAAUUUUUAACCUGAAAAGAGGGGAGGCAUUUCACAGUCCCUCCUAUGAGAAAUACAUGACACUCGAUUGGUCACCGAUUGCCCGCGAGAACAUUGUUCUGGUCGACGCCGCAGUCCCGGACUGGUUAACUCUAGACAAACAAUCAAUUUCGCUAAUUGGCACCCCGCCAAGAUCCGCUGUGAAUCAGAACAUCACAAUCACUGCGACAGACAUUUAUCACGAUGAGGCCAAGAUUUUGGUCCGUCUGGAGUUUCUGGAGCUUUUCGUCGACACGGUCUUGGGCUGCGAGGCCUUCAUCGGACAAGACUUUUCCUACGUCUUCAAUCAGUCAGUCCUGACCGACGAUUCUGUCCAGCUCGACGUCGACCUCGGCGAUGAUCCUUCGUGGCUCCGCUACGAUCCCUCUAGCAAGACGAUUCACGGACACGUGCCGUCGGAAACUCAGCCCAAAACAUUGAAGAUUCACUUGCAGGCGUAUCAGGGGUCUGUGAAGAGUCAACGUGACUUUGAAAUCCAUGUGCUAUCGCCAGUUCAGCCUCCAUCGGGGACUGGGACAGGUACGAUACCAGAGACCCCCAGUCCUUCGACGCAAAAGGCAGGCAUCAUCGCCGUCUCCGUGGUCAUUCCGGUCGCUGUGAUACUCAGUUGUAUCAUCCUGUUUUGUUGCUGGCGUCGCAGAAGAAAGUCGACCACGACCGUUGAAGAUGGCAAGGACGACAAAGAGGCGAAAGCCGCUCCUCCCCGCCCGGCACGUCCCAAUCUCCCUAACUGCGAGCCCGGUGUGGCGGAAAGACAUUCGCAGGAUGAUCCUCCCGAAGACUGGGAGAAGAGCCCUAUUUCGCCUCCAUCUGACCUCCCCCGACUCGAGCUCGGUCCUGCAUGGAAUGUGACUCCUUUUGAUCCACCAGUGGAAAGUCUGAUGUUCAUCCCUGAACCUAGUCCUCCCCCUCGAUCACCAAAGCGAAGUGCAUUUGUGCCACUUCGCGACCCACCCAUUGAUGAGAACAAGUCGGUCGUCGACAAGUCUCCUGCUCGGAAGCCCAAUCAACGCUUGUCUUUCACUGCGAGUCCACAGGGCAUGCGUCGACGUACCAGCGCGCGUUCCCGUCGCGAGCCGCUGAAACCCAUUCAAGCGCGAGCUAUGAAGCGGGAGUCGAUGCAGUCAUCUCGGUCAAAGCGAUUUUCCAGGCGCUCUAGCGGCAUCUCCACGGUCGCCGCAGGUCUGCCGGUGAGAAUGAGUGGCGCUGGACAUGGCGCUGGAGGGUUUGGACCUCCAGGCCACGGUUUUGUGCGAAUGUCAUGGCAAAAUACCAAAGUGUCCUUGAUGACCGAGGACGGUACGAUGGGACCUGUUAUGCCAGGGUAUGUUCGACCUGCCGUGGGUACAGGAUGUGUUCGGUAUAGCAUGGUUGAGAGUAUCCCGGAGAAAACAAAGUCUACGACGAUUCGUGCCGUCGAGCGUGAUGAAUCUCCCGUCUCCGAGGCCGACUCUCUGGAGGCGUUUGUCCACAGUCGCGCCAAACACCGCAACUCGUCGAAUCCGCUGUUCUCCGCACAGAUCAGUCGUCGGCCCUCGUCGGCGCUGCGCGCUCUGGAUCGAACCCGUAGUCAGCGCAGCCGGGCCGAUACCGUCUCGAUUUCCACGUUCAGUGAUGAGUAUCGACAAAGCAUUCGUGGUCGACCCUAUUCUACUGCAAUGUCCGCAUCCGAGUAUGGCGACGAUAAUCGGGUGUCUCAAUAUCAACCUCUCGCAUAUCCCACUAGUCUGUUCCCUCUCGCCGAGGGUGUCGGCAACAGCCAGAGUCAACUCAGUCUAGCACAAGAUUACCGGGGGCCAUCUCCCCACUGCCUCGGUUCUGGAGUGAGAACAGUCUGGCCAGUGCUCGCCAUAUGGGAUCGGAUUCCCACCCGACAGACGUGUCUGUUCCGCGCACGCAUCGACACUCGAUCAUGCCCGCCAGUUCUUCCAUGA